AGUUCUCUGUUUUUAGUCUCCUUUUCAAAGAAUCAUAGAAAGGUCCAAAGUGGCCGAUCGUGUAAAGUAGCCUGGGUUUGAACUGUAAACCCAGGUACCCAACUCACCAUUGUUGGGGGUCUAUUGGUUUGUACUAGUGGCUCACUGGCUCUGUGUGACUGUGUCUGUGGCUGAGAUAUGCAAGAGGCUAAACAGCUAUUUUACUUGCCUCCUUUUCGAAGUUCCUUUGUGUGGAUAAGGCUUAUAAAGAAGGGAAAGUACUAUUUACGACAAGCAGCUGUAUCGCCUCUUGCAGCAACAGCUUUUCAAAAUCUGGGACGGGAGCUCCUCUCUCGAACGCUUUACAUCUCAAGACGCCGUAGGAAACUUGAGUAAAGAUACGCUUUUCCUCUUGUUCUACUCCAAUAUAUUAUAUAGAAAUCUUCCCGGACUCCUCCAUCUUUUCCCCUUUCUUGUUUAUCUCUGUGGAAAGCUUUCUGGGUCUCAUAAAUGGAGGAUCAAAUGGUCUCAUCUUUAGACGGUAGGAAUGGUAGUAUCAGUAGAAGUAACAGCYYUGUCGUGAACCUUUAUCCCCUCAGUUGUUACUACUUUGGAUCCAAAGAAGCUGUUACCAUCAGGGAUGAAACCUUGGCCGAUCGUGUACAGCGCAUGAGGACCAACUAUGCUGCAAACGGGUUAAGGACUUGUGUGGAAGCAGUCAUGUUGGUAGAGCUGUUCAAACAUCCUCAUUUGUUAGUACUACAAGUAAGGAAUUCCUUCUAUAAGCUUCCUGGUGGCCGCUUACGACCGGGUGAAUCAGACACCGACGGACUGAAGCGCAAGCUUUCAAGAAAGCUCUCUGUUAAUGAAGAUGGCACCAGUACUGAGUGGGCGGUUGGAGAAUGCCUUGGAAUGUGGUGGAGGCCUGACUAUGAAACUUUGAUUUAUCCAUAUUUGUCACCAAAUGUAAAAAAGCCUAAGGAAUGUAUAAAACUCUUUCUUGUAAGGUUGCCGGAGAGUAGAAAGUUCAUUGUACCGAGAAACAUGAAAUUGCUUGCUGUUCCACUGUCUCAGAUUCAUGAAAACCAUAAGACAUAUGGUCCAAUAAUUUCUGGAGUUCCACAGUUGCUGUCUAAAUUCUCCUUCAACAUCAUUGAAGCCUGAGUUGUACCUUUCAAUUGGGACCAUCUGGUUAUAGGGUUGAAGUAUGGAAGAACAAAUUUUGGAAAAUGAGAUAUAUCUGAAAGGGAUGGGUCAUAUGGAUGACUUUAGAUACUGUGUUAACUCUGCAGAGUGGUUAUGGAUAUCAUAGCCUUGUAGAGGUAGUUGCUCUGUCAUAGCUUCAACAAAUUUUGAGAUGUUUUUCAAUACAAGUCUUCCUGUUCAGUGUGUUCACAUUAUUUGUGCAAAUAUUACUCUCACUCUGUCAAUGUUUAGUCUGUUUGAUUACAAAAGAAUCAAGUUUUGAUCAGUCAGUUGCUAUA
This is a messenger RNA of Nelumbo nucifera (sacred lotus), 1463 nucleotides long. The record is from RefSeq and is a predicted model, not a curated record. Lineage: Eukaryota; Viridiplantae; Streptophyta; Magnoliopsida; Proteales; Nelumbonaceae.